UGGUGGUGGUGGUGGAGUACGACGACGACGACGACGACGACGAGGAGAAGAAGAAGAAAAAGAGAAAUAAGCCGGAUAGAAUGGCGGACGACGGACAGGAGAACGACACGAGCAACGGCGAUGUGCCGGAGAUCGAGCUCAUCAUAAAGGCUUCGACGAUCGAUGGACGCAGAAAAGGCGCUUGCCUGUUUUGUCAAGAAUACUUUAUGGAUCUCUACCUACUUGCCGAGCUCAAGACGAUCUCCCUGAAGGUGACGACCGUCGAUAUGCAGAAGCCUCCACCGGAUUUCCGCACUAACUUUCAGGCUACGCCGCCGCCGAUCCUCAUCGAUAACGGCGACGCCAUCUUAGAGAAUGAGAAGAUCGAGCGGCAUAUAAUGAAGAACAUACCCGGCGGCUACAAUCUCUUCGUCCAGGAUAAGGACGUCGCGACUUUGGUCGAGAAUCUCUUCAGCAAGCUAAAGCUGCUCCUACUGAAUGCGAAGGACAAGGACAAGGACCCGAAGUCGUCCUCGCUCAUGGCCCAUCUGCGUAAGAUCGACGAGCAUCUCGGGCGCAAGGGUACGCGCUUCCUCACGGGCGAUACGAUGUGCUGCUUCGACUGCGAGCUCAUGCCUCGACUCCAGCACAUCCGCGUUGCCGGCAAAUACUUUGCGGACUUCGAGAUACCAGAGAGUAUGGUGCACCUUUGGCGAUAUAUGCAUCAUAUGUACAGGCUCGAUGCAUUUCUGCAGAGCUGCCCCGCCGACCAGGAUAUCAUCAACCACUACAAGCUUCAGCAGAGUAUGAAGAUGAAGAAACACGAGGAGCUUGAGACACCGACAUUUACCACAAGCAUCCCCAUCGAGGUCAACGACGAUUAGACGAAUCGACGAAGCUGGGCCUUCGCAUAUACGCCACUGUUGUCAUUGGCUUCCAUGUGUUUACACAUGCAUACGUACACCAGAAUGCACGCGCGCAACCAUCUACUCGUGCCCUUACACGUUUACACGUAAUCA
Ceratosolen solmsi marchali is the source of this 998-nucleotide messenger RNA. RefSeq names its product chloride intracellular channel protein 5 (gene Clic). NCBI's taxonomy places the organism in Eukaryota, Metazoa, Arthropoda, Insecta, Hymenoptera, Agaonidae. Gene Ontology annotation, biological process: chloride transport. Gene Ontology annotation, cellular component: apical plasma membrane; cytoplasm. The record is from RefSeq and is a predicted model, not a curated record. The transcript is spliced from 4 exons. Bases 81 to 863 code for a protein of 260 amino acids. Gene Ontology annotation, molecular function: chloride channel activity.